Brassica rapa (field mustard) is the source of this 3840-nucleotide messenger RNA. RefSeq names its product respiratory burst oxidase homolog protein A. Gene Ontology annotation, molecular function: calcium ion binding; peroxidase activity; NAD(P)H oxidase H2O2-forming activity. Gene Ontology annotation, cellular component: plasma membrane. NCBI's taxonomy places the organism in Eukaryota, Viridiplantae, Streptophyta, Magnoliopsida, Brassicales, Brassicaceae. The record is from RefSeq and is a predicted model, not a curated record.
AUAAUUCCUAUGGACUGUAUUAUUUGCUUCUUCACUUUUUUGCUUCUUCAUAAAAAAAUCAUACUGUACUACCAAAGAAGUAAUUACGUGAUAAUUCUUCUGCGUAACUUAUUAAUAAUUUAUUUUAUUUUUAAAAGUCAAAGUCAAUAUUCUAUGACAUAUAUUCUCUUACAACUAAAAUAAAUUGCAACUGGUUGGUGAACAGAAAAUGCUAUGUUUAUUAAACCGGUGGGUUGGAUAAUUAAUUUAAAUGUCCUAUUGAUGAAUUAUGUUUAAAAAAUGUUUAGAUAUCGAUGUUUGGUUUAAAUGUAACGUGAGUUAUAUAGUAUAUGACGACAGAUAGAGAACACAUUAGAUUUUGAAUAUGCUGACCAUAACUUAUAAUAAGUCUCAUAUUGGACGUGGCCCGGUAGUGCGCGGGAGUUUUGACCAAACUCAUAGAAAACUUCAAACCAACCCCAACAUCAACAGUUUAAAUAAAACAAAACAAAAUAUAAAAGUCCACUUUCAUGCUAAUUUGAAACUUUCUGAAUUAGUAAAAGAUUCAAAGUAAUUAGUGUAUUGAAUAAUACCGGAAACAAGUUAGCGAAGUGUAUGCUUUUGGUAUUCCGUAUUAUUAAAUUAAAUUAAAUGAGAAAUAAUUUAAUAUUGAAUUGUUUAAAAGUUUUUUGUUUUUGUUUUUUGCAACUAAUAGUUUAAAAGUUUGUUUAUUCAAACCUCUCUGUUCUUCAUUUCAUCUUCUUCCCGGUGCACAAAGCAGAAAGAUUUGAGGUGAUAAAAGUGAAAUGCAAAAGCUAGGGUUCGAAGACGCGAGACACUACUACCCAAGCGGCACAGAGAAGCCCUACAGCGACCAGUCGUCGGCGACUAUCAAGAACACGGCGUCAACGAGCAGAUAUCACGAGGAAGAUCAACCUUACGUGGAGAUCUCUCUAGACAUCCACGACGACUACGUCUCCGUGUACGGCUUGAAGUCACCUGACCAUAUAGGAGGCACCGGAUCGCUUCUGAGACAAGGCCGUCCGGGGAAGAGCAACUCUGUCCUGAAACGCGUAGCGUCAUCGUUUUCGACCGAACUGAAACGAGUUGCUUCCUCCUCCGUCUCUUCUUCCUCGGCGAGAAAGCCUCCGCGCCCGCCUUUGGCUAAGUUCCGGCGCUCGAAGUCUAGAGCAGAGCAAGCGCUCAAGGGUCUCAAGUUCAUCACCAAGACCGAUGGCGUCGCGGGCUGGCCUGGAGUUGAGAAACGGUUCCAUGAGAUCACCGAGAACACCUACGGGUUACUACACCGUUCGAGAUUCGGUGAAUGUAUAGGGAUUAAUUCAAAGGACUUUGCUUUGGCAUUGUUCGAUGCUUUGAGAAGGAGGGAAAAUGUGAGUGGAGAUUCUAUAAACAAGAAUCAGCUUCAAGAGUUUUGGAAGCAGAUCACUGAUCAGGAUUUUGAUUCGAGGCUACGACUUUUCUUUGCCAUGGUGGAUAGAGAUGCGGAUGGGAAGUUAAAUGAAGCCGAAGUAAAAGAGAUUAUAAGUCUAAGUGCUUCUGCAAACGAACUGGAGAAUAUUCGGAGACAAGCUGAUGAAUAUGCUGCUUUGAUUAUGGAGACAUUAGAUCCCUAUCAUUACGGGUACAUCAUGAUAGAUAAUCUCGAGGUGCUACUGCUGCAAGCGCCAGUGGAGGAUAUAAGAGAUGGGGAGACUAAGAACCUGAGCAAGAUGCUAAGUCAUAACCUCAGAGUAUCACAAAGUAGGAAUCUCGGGGAGCGUGUUUACAGAGGGGUGAAGUAUCUCGUGUUGGAUAAUUGGAAGAGAGUGUGGGUGAUGGCUCUAUGGAUAGGUGUUAUGUCCGGGCUGUUCGCGUGGAAGUUCAUGCAGUAUAAGAAGAGAUCCGCUUACCAAGUUAUGGGAGUUUGUGUUUGUGUAGCUAAAGGAGCUGCAGAGACUCUUAAACUAAACAUGGCUUUGGUUUUGUUACCAGUUUGUAGGAACACCAUCACUUGGCUCCGGACCAAAACUAUAUUAAGUUCUGUUGUUCCCUUUGAUGACAGCCUCAAUUUUCACAAGGUUAUAGCAAUAGGAAUUUCAGUUGGAGUAGCAAUCCAUGCCACAUCUCACUUAGCCUGCGAUUUCCCCAGGCUGAUUGCUGCAAAUGAAGAGACGUAUGAGCCAAUGGUUAAGUAUUUUGGGGUACAGACAAAGAGAUAUAUGGACUUUGUGCAGUCCGUGGAAGGAGUUACAGGGAUUGCAAUGGUUGUACUAAUGACUAUAGCCUUCACAUUGGCUACACCAUGGUUCAGACGCAAUAAGCUCAAGCUUCCUGGACCAUUGAAGAAAAUAACUGGCUUCAAUGCCUUCUGGUACUCUCACCACUUGUUUGUUAUCGUCUACUCGCUGCUCAUUGUUCACGGAUACUAUGUUUACCUAAUCAAGGAAUGGUCCAAGAAAACGACAUGGAUGUAUUUGAUGGUGCCAGUGGUUCUUUACUUGUCUGAAAGGCUGAUUCGUGCGUUCAGGUCAGGCAUCGAGGCUGUUUCCAUACUAAAGGUUGCUGUGUUACCAGGGAAUGUCUUGUCGCUUCAAAUGUCAAGACCAAGCAACUUCAGAUACAAAAGCGGACAAUACAUGUACCUCAACUGUUCUGAAGUUUCCUCAUUAGAAUGGCAUCCAUUCUCAAUUACCUCGGCUCCAGGUGACGAGUACCUCAGUGUCCACAUCAGGGUUCUAGGAGACUGGACAAAGCAAUUAAGACAACUAUUCUCUGAGGUACUUUACUUCAUUUCUCCACUAAAAGUAAACACAAGAGUUCAAUUGGGUCUAAGUAUGUGUUUCAUUCGUUUGGUAUAUGAUCCUCAGGUGUGUAAGCCACGCCUUCCUGAUGAAAACAGGCCGAACAGAGCUGACCCGAGGCUCCUGGAUAACAUCCCUAAUUUUCCAAGAAUCCUAAUUGACGGUCCAUACGGAGCACCAGCACAAGACUACAAGAAUUUCGAAGUUGUUCUACUCGUGGGUCUAGGAAUCGGAGCUACUCCAAUGAUAAGUAUCGUCAAGGACAUUAUCAAUAACAUAAAAGGCAACGGAGACAUAGAAGAAGGACGAAACAGUAACCGAAGACAGUCACCGAUUCACAACAUGGUCACACCUCCUCUUUCCCCAGCAAGAAGAAGUGAGACGUUCAGAACGAAGAGAGCAUACUUCUACUGGGUCACAAGAGAGCAAGGAUCUUUUGACUGGUUCAAGAACGUGAUGGACGAAGUGGCCUUAACAGACCGCAACAAGGUUAUUGAGCUGCAUAAUUACUGCACCAGCGUCUACGAAGAAGGAGACGCGAGGUCUGCACUGAUCACGAUGCUCCAGUCGCUGCACCACGCUAAGCACGGAGUGGACGUUGUCUCAGGUACACGUGUCAUGUCCCAUUUCGCUAGGCCGAACUGGAGAAGCGUUUACAAAAGGAUCGCUGUGAAGCAUCCUAAGACUAGAGUCGGUGUGUUUUACUGCGGAGCAGCUGGAUUAGUGAAAGAGCUACGACACUUAGCACUGGAUUUUUCUCAUAAUACUUCCACCAAGUUCUGUUUCCAUAAAGAAAAUUUCUAAAACUAAAGUUAUAAGAUAUAUAUAUAUAUAUAUAGUUAUAAGGCUCUAAGAGACUUGAACAAGCUUAUUGAGUUAUUGGAUUCAUGGUUGAAGAACUUUGUAUAGAAAUUGUACAGAUACUGUGAUUAAAUACAGUUUUUGGUUCUUGUACAAACUAAUCAUGUUUGUAUCAUUCAACACAGAUGCAGAACACUAUUAUCUGAACUUCACGUCUCUUUGGGAUGAGAUAUUGACUUGUUGCUCCUCUCCUAUCCGC